AUGCUUGGAGGUACGGAGGGCUCAUAUCAAACCUGGGCCGACGCUGUGGGCGACGACAGUUACACGUUUGCCAACUUUGAACCCUACUUCAAGAAGGCUGUCACCUUCACCAAGCCGAACGACGCCAUACGUGGCGACAAUGUGACUACGCAAUACGACGAGAGUGCCUUCCAAACACCGGGAGGACCUAUCCAGAUCGGUUACUCCAACUAUGUCUCUCCAUUCUCGACCUGGAUGGAGAAGGCUCUUCAUGCAGUCGGCUUGAAAAGGACCAGCGAAUUCGAUAGCGGCAAACUCAUGGGAACACACUACACCCAAACUUUCAUCGACGCGAAGGAGCAGACCCGCAGUGCAUCGGACGAAUACAUCAAAACAGCGCUCGAUAACGACAAGCUCGCCGUGUACGCAAACACCCAGGCCCAGAAGAUCCUCUUUGAUGGCAACAAGACCGCGACCGGCGUAAGGGUUCAGUCCACGGCCAUUACCUACGACAUUCAUGCUUCCAAGGAGGUCAUCGUUUCCGCAGGCGCUUUCCACAGCCCCCAGCUUCUCAUGGUAUCGGGCGUGGGUCCAAAGGAGACUUUGGAGAAGUUCAACAUCGACGUGGUUGCCGAUCGCCCUGGCGUAGGCCAGAACAUGUGGGAUCACAUUAUGUUCGGACCGGCUUACGAAGUUAGCUUCAACACACUGGAUAACACCCUCCACAACCCCGUCGCGCUUGCUGAUGCACUGGCCGACUACACCCUCAAAGGCGAGGGCGUACUUUCUUCCAACGUAGUCGAGUUCCUCGGCUGGGAAAAGCUACCCCAAGAGUUCCGCCAAAACUUCUCCCAGUCCACCGUCGAUGCCUUGAACCAAUUCACCGAUGACUGGCCAGAAGCUGAGGUAAGCCCCUAG
Messenger RNA from Alternaria incomplexa, 897 nucleotides. RefSeq lists its product as uncharacterized. Gene Ontology annotation, biological process: secondary metabolite biosynthetic process. Gene Ontology annotation, molecular function: flavin adenine dinucleotide binding; oxidoreductase activity, acting on CH-OH group of donors. The record is from RefSeq and is a predicted model, not a curated record. The coding region runs from base 1 to 897 and encodes 298 amino acids. The transcript has 2 exons. Lineage: Eukaryota; Fungi; Ascomycota; Dothideomycetes; Pleosporales; Pleosporaceae.